AUGGAAGCCGGGGCAGCCGGUGUUCUCUAUGCAGCCGAAAACCUGCUCGAGGGCGCUGCAGCCUUCGUGAAGGGAAUCACUCACCCGACGCAGCCGAUCAAAGCAAAUCUGACACGCAUAUCGUCCGUACCGCUUCCUCGAUCGCACCACACGGUCGCGGUAGUCAAAGGCCGUGCCUACAUAUUCGGUGGAGAGAUUGAAGAUGGCAAACUUGCGGACAACGAUAUGCAUGUUGUGAUCCUGCCCUCAAGUGGCGUCCUUGAUGCCGACUACACAAAGUACCCUCCCCGUUCAGCAAAUGGCUUGGACGACGUACCGAGCCCGAGAAAAGGACACACGGCAACAGCGAUUGAUGAUAGCAUCUACAUCUUUGGUGGUGAGGGAGAGGGCGUGACAAAUGAGAAUGGCAGGUUGUGGGUGUACGAUACGGUAUCGAAUACUUGGUCAUCUCUAGAGUCCGCCGACGCGGUCUUUCCUAGCCAGCGAACAGGUCAUGCUUCUGCGAGCUCAGACCUACCAGGCCCCAAAACAACAACUUAUGUGGAGAAGGCACCGCAAGCUCCUGCAGACCCUGCUCAAAACGUUCCGGAACCACCAGAGUCGAAUACAUAUGGUACAGUUUUCGUUGUUGGUGGUCGCGACACAACUAGCCAUGAACUGUUGAACGAUGCAUACGCUUUCGAUGUCAAGACGCGAACAUGGAAAAUCAUUCCCUCUCCACCAGGACAUCCCCGUGAAGGCGCGAGUUUGGCCCUCGUCGGCAGCCGACUGUAUCGGUUUGGGGGUAAAGGUGUGGAGACGUUCGCUUCGGGCGCAGCCGAAUUCAUUGACGCUUCACAUGUCUGGACACAUGCAGAGCGCGGGACUACACCAGUCAACAGCGGUUGGGGCUGGGAAGAAGUCAAGCACGUAGAAAGGCAAGGCACGGCAGACACAGCACCACAAGCGCGCUCCGGCGCAGGACUCGUGGGCGUCACAACAGGCCAAGGACGACACUACCUCUUAGCUAUCGGCGGCGAAACUGAAAAUGGGAGCUACCUAGACGAUAUCUGGGCUUUGCAGCUUGCAUCUGAACGAUCCUCGGCCGCUGCAACCAAGGAUUCUAUCCGCAAUACAAUGAAAAGGGACACACACGAGUCGCAAUGGGCGGAGGCAAUAUAUCGAUAUGUAGACACGAAGGGGGAAGAGGAGAGCGAGAUCCCCGGGAAACCUAAAAGGGGACUGGGCGCGCGAGGUCAUUUCGGCAUCGCGAAGGGCACAGAAGUCGAUGGAGCGACAUGCGUUGUAUGGGGAGGUCUCGAUGCAAAUGGCAAGACACUAGGUGAUGGUUGGAUGGUGACUGUUGACAGGUGA
This is a messenger RNA of Pyrenophora tritici-repentis Pt-1C-BFP, 1353 nucleotides long. RefSeq names its product putative kelch domain-containing protein. NCBI's taxonomy places the organism in Eukaryota, Fungi, Ascomycota, Dothideomycetes, Pleosporales, Pleosporaceae. Gene Ontology annotation, molecular function: protein binding. The record is from RefSeq and is a predicted model, not a curated record.